GUUAUUUACGACCAUUUCAACCACGGGCUGAUGUUUUCCCGACAAAUGCUGCCAUAAUCUUCAACACCUUUUCAAAAAUGAUGUGAUAUCAUCAGCGGACGGGAGUGGGAAGUAGAAAAGAGGACGUAACUGACACUGAUGCUGCACUCAACUUUCAGCAGAGUAUUUCAGAGGUCGUUCCUCGUGAGGAGUAAAAAGACUCACCUGACUGGCCCAGCCAAGGACUUCUUUAGACAGCAGGCUCAAUGCCAUAGCGGUCAAGGUCUGCCUGUGGGCCGAGUUGGAAGAGACUCUGAAGAUGAUGUGCAGCCAGUCCUCCAUAAAGACCCUCUGGCUGAAUUCCAUUCCCCUUGGGAGGGAACCUCAAUGCAGAAUGGUUGCCCCCCGCCAGGCGACACGUCUACAUCUGCCACAUUUACUGUGAAUAGGCCUGAUGUUGGAGUGCUGGCCUCUCCUUGGUCAGCAGACAGACAUCAGACGUCUGACAGGGAGCGACAACUGGAGAGACUGGUCUUCAUGCUACUGCACCACACGUCACAUAUGGACAUCAAAUCUCCAUUCAGCCAGUGUCCUCUCUGUGAAAAGUCUCUUUCACAAGUCUUGGUGUCAAGAGUUGAAAUGCAGGCUCAUGCUGGCAGCACCCUUCCUCUCUCGUUGAUGAGGUCACCCGCAGCCACAGAAAUGUCCCCUUUGGCAUUCAGAUCGAUGGGAAGUUACGGCAGAGCAAAGGAGCGGCACUUUGUCUGCAAGGUGUGUGGGAAAACGUUCAAGCGCUCGUCCACACUGUCUACACAUCUCCUCAUUCACUCCAACACAAGGCCCUACCCGUGCCAGUAUUGUGGUAAGAGGUUCCACCAGAAGUCAGACAUGAAGAAACACACCUUCAUACACACAGGUGAGAAGCCGCACGUGUGCCAGGUGUGCGGUCGAGGAUUCAGUCAAAGCUCCAACCUCAUCACUCACAGUCGAAAGCACAACAGCCAACGACCGUUCAGCUGCCCCCGGUGUCACCACGGCUUCCAGCGCAGGGUUGACCUUCAGCGCCACCAAGAGACUCAGUGCGGCUACGGAGACGUGUACACUCAGACAUGCACCGUGUGACGAUGAGCACAAAUAAAUAUUAGACAGAAGACAAUAGAGUAAUGGAGUCAAAAUGCUUUUCUUUUUCAAUCAAAGCUCUGUUGGUGUGUUAAGAACCUUAAGAAUGCAUUGUUCCAUCUAAUACUUGAAAACA
Messenger RNA from Dunckerocampus dactyliophorus (ringed pipefish), 1234 nucleotides. Its product is annotated as zinc finger protein Gfi-1b-like. The coding region runs from base 139 to 1101 and encodes 320 amino acids. The transcript is spliced from 6 exons. The record is from RefSeq and is a predicted model, not a curated record. Gene Ontology annotation, cellular component: nucleus. NCBI's taxonomy places the organism in Eukaryota, Metazoa, Chordata, Actinopteri, Syngnathiformes, Syngnathidae.